Labrus mixtus (cuckoo wrasse) is the source of this 1648-nucleotide messenger RNA. It is a transcript of the gene asb5a, whose product is annotated as ankyrin repeat and SOCS box containing 5a. Lineage: Eukaryota; Metazoa; Chordata; Actinopteri; Labriformes; Labridae. The record is from RefSeq and is a predicted model, not a curated record. Gene Ontology annotation, biological process: protein ubiquitination; positive regulation of protein catabolic process; intracellular signal transduction. The transcript has 7 exons. The coding region runs from base 245 to 1255 and encodes 336 amino acids. Gene Ontology annotation, molecular function: protein binding.
CACACACACACACACACACACACACACACACACACACACACACACUCAUUGUACACUAACAUCACCUCUCAUGCACAGUAGCAGCUGCAGAGCAUUUUUUCCCCCCUCAGCCUGUGCGUUGUCAGGAUCAGCCAACCAGCCAGUACAGUGGGAGAAAAAGUAGGCUACACUCCUGUGCUUUCUGGAGUGGCAUCUGAUCCUGCCUUCAUCAUACCCAAAGCCCCUGAGUGAGUAACGUGCGUGCAUGCCGGAGGAAAUGUCAGACCCCAGUGUGGAGCUCAGCAACAAGCCUUUUGCUGCGCAGCUGUCCAACGUUUACUUCAGCAUCUUGGCACUUUUCUGCUUUAAGCUCUUUGUCAAGAUCUCGCUCAACUUGCUGUCGUACUUCUACAUCGUCCGGGGGAACCGUAAGGAGGCGGCCAGGAUAUCAGCAGAGUUCUAUGAUUAUGGUAAACAACAGGGAUCCUGGGCGGACCGCUCACCCCUACACGAUGCCGCGAGUCAGGGCCGCCUCCUGGCUGUCCGGACCCUCAUUUUACAGGGUCACAGUGUGAAUGUUCUGACCAUAGACCAUGUGACACCCCUUCAUGAAGCGUGUGUGGGAGACCACGGUGCUUGUGCCAGAGCGCUCAUUGAUGCAGGGGCGAAUGUCAAUGCCUCUACAAUUGAUGGAGUCACCCCUCUGUUCAACGCCUGCGCCGUGGGCAGUGUGGCGUGCACUGAGAUUCUUUUAGAAAAUGGAGCAAAACCCCAGAGCCUUGUAUACCGUCCAUCACCCAUCCAUGAAGCUACGAGCAAAGGUCAUUACGGCUGUGUGGAGGCUCUGGUGACUUGGGGGGCAGAUGUGGACAUGGACAUUCCUCACCUGGGCACAGCGCUCUAUACGGCCUGCGUCUGCCAGGAGCUGGAGUGUGCCAGGAAACUCCUGAGGGAAGGUGCGAAUGUACAGAAAGGCAGAUCCCUGGAUUCACCGUUACAUGCAGCUGCAGAAAAAGACUGCACAGUUGUGGUGAAGCUGCUGCUGGACUUCGGUGCGGACAUUAACGCCAGGAACACAGAGUUUCAGAGGCCAGUGGAUGUGGCUCCGCCCAGCAGUAUAACAGAAGGCUUCUUACUGCUCUAUGAAGCGACACCUCGGCUGCUGAGCCAGCUUUGUCGUCAGUGCGUCAGGAGCUGCGUCGGCCGGGACAGACUCCACCUCCUCUCCCACCUUCCCCUGCCCGCCCGGCUCAGGAGAUACCUGCAGUACCAAUGACAAAACUAUCUGCCUCAUGGGGACUCACAGAAAGAAGACAAAAAAAGGACAAAUCAACACCAGAACUUCUUUCUACCUUUUAAUUUUAGCCAGUGAAGCAAUCGGCUGAAAGUAGCCACAGAGUAGACACAGCUGACAGAAACGAGUGGAGGAUUCUAAAAAGAGAAGUUGCACGUCUGCCUUCCCUGAAUAAGUUACAUAGAAAAGAGUCAAAUAAAAACACGAGUGCUUUAUUCAGGUGUGCUGUAUUUAGUGAGUGAUACACUUUGGAAAGGGUUGAAAGGUCAUAUCAAUGCACAAUAUACGUGAUUCAGUAGUCAUUGUUUUGAAUUUGAUACUCUUUGAAACAUUGCACGGUACUUAUUUAUUAAAUAGUUUAUGAAACAUCACAAA